This is a messenger RNA of Trichogramma pretiosum, 1314 nucleotides long. Its product is annotated as ankyrin-1-like. The coding region runs from base 1 to 1314 and encodes 437 amino acids. Lineage: Eukaryota; Metazoa; Arthropoda; Insecta; Hymenoptera; Trichogrammatidae. The record is from RefSeq and is a predicted model, not a curated record. The transcript has a single exon. Gene Ontology annotation, molecular function: protein binding.
AUGUUCAAUCCAGAAUCACUGCAUGAUGCCGUGGAGUGUGAGAAGUUGGAAAUCGUAGAAUCAUUGUUAAAAAAUGGAACUGAUCCGAAUAUUGUCAAUGAAGAAGGCAUGUCACCCAUACAUCUAGUUUGUUAUCGUCCAAGUUUAUGGCAUAAACAAUUUGAUAUCGCUCGACUUCUCAUCCGGUACAAAGCUGAUCUCAACUUAAAAGAUAAAUACGGUAAUAGUCCAAUGAUGAAUUUAUUUCAGCAUGAUCAUGACUAUAAUACAUAUCGCUUGGACAUGUUGAAAUUACUGCUAGAAAAUAACGCAGAAGUUCCAAAUAAUUACAAGACAAAAAAAGACUUAGACAACCAAGAAAAUUCCAAAUUGAUUGAACAGAUUGAUAUGUUAAUUAAAAAUUCGAAUGGUUUAAGUUUUUACAGUUUUCCAAAUGAGUCUCCUCUACAUUUAGCUGUUCAUUUCAGAGCUUUAGAAAUUGUUGAACUUCUUCUGAAAACUGGUAUAGAUUCGGAUCAGUUCGACGAUGAACGCACGACACCUUUGAAUAGAAUAUGUAACUUGCCAAAAUUAACAGACGUCGAUUUGAAAAUGAUUCGACUUCUUAUUAAGUUCAAAGCCGAUGUUAAUAAAAAAGAAGAUGAUGAACAUUUCAUACACUAUUCAGAUUCUAUAAAGAGCCCAGUUGGAAAUACUCCUAUGAUAAACCUAUUUCAUUAUAAAGAAGAUUAUGAAUUGCGUAAGGAAGCUUUAAAAUUAUUGCUGGAUGGAAACGCCGAUUUUACCCUUUCUGGUCGUGGAGGCGAUACAGUACUGGACGUUCUCCUUCAAAACGAACUGAAUACAAAAAUUAUCGAAGUAAUUGAAUUGUUGAUAAAAUACGGAAUGGAUUUGAAUAAAGUAAAUAAAAAUGGCACGACUCCAUUGUACUAUCCUCUUUUUGAACGAGAAACGGAAAAAGUUGAAGUUCUAUUGAAAAAAGGGGCGGAUCCAAAUGUUUGUUGUUUCAAUUCUUUGUCACCUUUGAAUUUUAUCUGUGUGGCAAGUGAUUUAACAUGUGCCGAUUUGAAUAUGAUUAAACUUCUCAUACAGUAUAAAGCCGAUGUUAAUAUUGAAGAUGAUAAUGGUUACAGUCCUGCGAUAAACCUAUAUUACGUCUCACAUUAUCGUAGGAGUCCAUGGGAUAAAAAUGAUCACACUCAUCGUGAAUCGGAAGAUCACUUAUAUCGUAAGCAAGUGUUCGAAUUACUCAAAGAAAAUAACGCAGAUCUCACCGAUCUUGACUGGGACGGCGAAUGUAUCACAUGUAAAUAA